AUGACACCAAUCAAAGCCCAGCGUCCUGUGACGAGACAUAGCGCAAAAAAGGAAACCGCAGUUAAUGGUGCAACGUCCGUUUCCGAAGCAAAAUCAGAUAGUUCAACGGAGGAACUGGUCAUUGAUGUUAACACUAGCAAUGAUUCAACGAACCAAAAUAACGCACGAGCAGAAACAUCCAGUGGUAGUAUAGCAAAAGAAACUACAUCCACAAAAAAGUCACCCGCGAAACGUCCGAUACGAAAACGUAGGCGAAUAUCGCUGCCAUUUGAUCAAGAUGAUCAAGGAUUCACUCAAACGUUUGAAGACUCCAUUCGCAGUUCUGCGGCAAAAAACAAUUUAUCUCCGAUGUGUGUUAAAAAGCUGCUUAAGAAAUUGGUGAUGAACGAUCAUGUUUUUGCGAUAGUAAGACUGAAGGAAGAAGAAGAGCAAAGCCGGAAGGCCGCCCCGGAGGUUCAGAAAAACGACGAUAACACUGAAAGUGUUGAAAAAGCGGAGCUCACUGAAAAGUCGGAGUGUGAGGACGACGACGACGACGACGAAGAAAAGGAACAGCUGCAACCAAAGCUAACGCGUCUCAAGGCAAGGCAGCUAAAUAAAAAGCUACUUCCAGUGGCGCCCCUAAAUGCACCGCCCCCUGAUGUGGCCGCACUGAUUCGGGAAGAUCUUAAUUCGGACGACGACGACGAUGAGUACAGACCGGGGGAAGACGAUGUCGUAUCGGACGAUGAUACCAACACAACCUUUUCGGAUGCGGAAUCACAGCCACGAACUCCCGCUUCGAUUGUCGUCGGGGCGGCCAACGACCCGGAAAUGGAGCAGCCGUGCACCAUGGAUGGGCCAUUUAAAGUACCGAAGCCACGAUGCGACAGCCAGUCACAGUCCGAACAGGAACAGGAAAACAUUGCCUUGCGUACUCGCUCCAAGUUCUGUCUGACCACGACAGCGAUUGAGACGUUGGAGUCCACGUUCAUGCCACCGGAUAUAACGACCGAUAUGUAUGACCAUGACUGUGAUAUGGACCAAGAGUGGAGAGUAUUCUUGGAAGAAUUUACCAAACCGUUACCCAACGAUUUAGAUGACGACGACGACAACGAUCCGGAGUACGUGGCAGCUGACAAAAUACCUUUGGAUGCUGAAGAAAUGCGUCAAGUAAAGGUCUCGAAAAAGGAACUAAAUGAACUGGUGAAUGAGUUGGUGCAAAUGACUUCACUAGAUGACGAAUCGUUCUUAGAUCUAGCUUUAAAUGAUACCAUCAAUGAAUCGUUGACUUGUCCGCGAAUAGAUCGAUCGGAACUAUUGACCACACCCUUGCCGCCGUCGAUAAUAGAACAGGAAAAUACUUCGACACCUUUACCAUCAACUCAAGAUAGUCUUCUGCCAGCGCAAUCGCUGGUGGAUUAUGUUGAUAGAACCGUUGAAAAACGUUACUUUUUCCGGGAAGAAACUGUACCAAUCGACAUUCAGUUCACCGAAGACCAGAUAGGCUUAACGGACUUUCAGUUCCAGCUUUUGCAUCAGCAGCUUCGUGUACACGUACAGCUAACGGCGACACACUUUCUACAAACCUAUGGACACCCGCAAAUGUGGAAGCUGGCCAAAACCUUCAAGGGCAUUCUGAAUGAGCUGCACGACAUUGGUAAACAGAAACCGAACAUGAUGCCCUCGAAUCUUCCUUUGGCUGUCGAGUGCUGCCAAAGCUGGGAAGAUGAGCUGGCGAUCGACAAUUCUAGCAACAAAGAAUUGAUCGACUUCUGGCAUAACGAGAUACGACGUAAUCGUAAUCCACACAAAACAGGUGACUUCCAUUGGCGCGUGAUGGAAAAGAUAGUGAACUGUGAAGCAUUCUUGUAUGCGGCAUAUUUACCUUAUAAACCGUUUCGUCCAAAGUUAAAGCCGUUCAACUACAACAGUCCCGUAACGUUUUUUCUUCAAAAUGGUUAUGCUCCUCCCUUCAAGCAUGUGCUAGAAGUAUUCGACUUAAACAACAUCAUUCCCAUUGCGUUGUAUCAAAAGGGAAUCAUCCAUUACAACUGGGAUCGCUAUUUGUAUUCGGAUGAAAGGAAAAUAUUUGGCUUCACUUUGUCGGGUGUUAGUAAAUUGGCAAAAUAUCUGUUGCUCAAAGGAAGGAAGACGCCCAAGAGCGUUGCUCAACCAGUGCCCGCACACCAGGUGCCAGUGAACAGCGAGCCUGCGGCUGCUGAACAGUUUAAAAUCAGUGUCCUUCUUCCAAACGAUGUGGCAACCGCGUUAAAUGUUGACGAAGUGUCCUAUACAAUCCCGGUGCUCGAAGAAAGUGCUGAAAUUUGUGAAGAGACCCCCGAGAUUGUGCUGAAUACUGGUACAGAGAAUGUGAUGCGUAAUGAAGCAGCGACGGUGACGGUUUCCACCCAACCAGAACCGUGUGAGCCAACAAAUUUGGCCUAUUUAACUGAAUACAACGAUACGGACUGCAGUGAUUACUCAGAGUUCGUAACCGACGUGCCGGUGGGUUCAUCAGACGAAAGUUUGGAAACUGUGCGUACAUCAACAACAAUCCGGCCACAGCAUCGGCCGGUCAAACCAGUGCUCAACAACAUUCAAAGCAACGUGUCUCGGUCGCGCACUGUCGCGAAUGCGAUACUUUACAGUGUUCUGAAUCGAAACGUGCAGCAAUUGAAGAGUGAAUGCACUGCAAGGUCCCUGUCGAACGCAUCCGGACCGAUUCGACAGGUACACACGCAUUUCUGGCUGUUGGAAGUCUACAGCAGGUUCUUAGAUGAUUUACGAAAAAUGAGUGACAGCCUGACCGCAUAUCGGCACCGGUACAGAGCGCUGCAGCAGUUUCGUACCACCCAGCAGGAUGGUUUGUGGCAAUUCUCGUACAACCCCAUCGCUGGCAGUCUGGUAGUGAGUGCUCGGCGUGUGACACGUCCCGUCCCGGGCUACUGUAGUAUGGAUGAAAAGGAUGCCACUUUCGCGUUCAACUACUUCGAAAAGGUCGAAGAAACGUUACUAGCGGCCGGCCGGUUAGAUUUGUUCGAACGGUUUGAAGAACUGAUUAAAAAUUUCAAUGAAAACGAGCACAGACCGACGUUGCUGUAUCGGCAGAUCGAGGACCUGCUCAGCGUCAGCCACCCCGAGCUGGUUGAUAUGUUUCUAACCUUUCUUCUCCCGGCCCAAGCUGUGGAGGUGGGAAGAUUCAUGGAGCACUUUAUCCUCACGAACAUGAGCGAUUUCCUGGAGAAACUGAACCUCUUCUUUGCCAAACAACCGUCGCAGGUUAAAAAAAUAUACGCCUGUCUGAACGAGCUUUCCAAUGAGCCGAACGUCACGAUGGAGCAGGUAAAACUACGGAUCUUACCCCUGCUGAAAGGCAGCACGCUGCUGAGUGAGUGGUUUUUGCAGCUCUUCCCAACGGAACCACCGCCGGAAGUUCCUCUGUGUGACUACGAAACUAUUACGAUGAAAAAGAAUCCCUUGAUGGAAAACUGUGAUGAUGGCCUGGUGUACGAGCAGGUACCGUAUGUGGAAACGGGUCCAGAGGGGCACGAACAGUCUGGGGGACCGAACAGUAUACGGUACAUUCAAGGAAGAAUCAUUCAGGGAGCCCUUCCAGUUCGGCUGUCGUUUCUGGCGAGUAACUGUGUGGUGAAAGUAGGGCCAAAAGACGGGGAAGGCAGCACGGAGCUCAAGCUGUGCGAUGACGCAACGUUACGGGCCCAUGCCAUACGCUUGAAUCCGUUAUUGCACUCGACGAAGGUUACUUCUCUCGGUUCAGGUGUGGUUCACGCACCAGUGGAGGACAGCACGGAUGCGAACGGAACCUGGCCCCAACACCGUGAUGUACCCAGCUAUAGUUUCGAGGACGUCCCGCGAGGCGAUACUUCUCCGCAAAAAGCAUCACCAAAGCAGCUACCAAUAAAGAAGCGGUUUGUUUCUUCGAACCCGCGUCAAAGUGGCGGCAGCGAGAAGACGCCACCUUCAACAGCACAAUCAAAGAAACUAGUUAACAGUACCGUAGCACCCGAUUCUAGGGCACUGGCAACGGGGAAGAAAUUAAAAACGCUCAUCGGUGCCCCACAGCCUUUGGCAGAGAAGGUUCAUAUCGGGGAAGAUGCGGUAAAGAUCAAGGUGCGCCCAUUCGAUGGCCAACCAUUGGGAAGUAGUACUGCAAAUCCACCGGUUGGCCGAGAGCUAGCAACGGUCAGUGUGAACGGAAACGAUCGGUUUCACCAACAACCGAACAUUGCCGACUCCCACGUACCGAGCAAACCAGUACCUGACGUCACAAGAUGGACACGGGAGGAAGAUAAAAUUAUACUAGAAGAAAUGAAGAAUGGAUACUCAUCAGUUGCACCGUUGGUUCAACGAAUCAAGCAAAAGUUGGUAGAGCGGACGAAUGAGCAGAUUAGAAAUCGGUUCGAAUUUUUACUGGAAGUGUUACGAAAGGUCAAUCAAAGGUGAGCCACGUUGUGGUUCGAGUUCGUGGCCUGGUUCGAGUUGUUCGUUCGGAC
This is a messenger RNA of Anopheles bellator, 4496 nucleotides long. RefSeq lists its product as uncharacterized. The coding region runs from base 1 to 4446 and encodes 1481 amino acids. The record is from RefSeq and is a predicted model, not a curated record. Gene Ontology annotation, molecular function: transcription coregulator activity. The transcript is spliced from 10 exons. Lineage: Eukaryota; Metazoa; Arthropoda; Insecta; Diptera; Culicidae. Gene Ontology annotation, cellular component: nucleus. Gene Ontology annotation, biological process: regulation of DNA-templated transcription.